CUUCCUAGUCGCCUGGUAACCGCUUUUGUGCGCCGGUAUUCCACUUGUCGUGACGCUAAACCGGAUUUUACCAUGGCCAACUGCUUUUUUCCAACUGUAAAACCACCUUUCUCGUAGAGAACGUUUCCAUGUCUUCUAAAACUGUUUCGCUUCUGAUUAAAACUGUGAUUCGUUGCUCAUAUUCUGACGCCGGAAAACCGUUUUCAUCCUCGGAAUAUCCUUAUUUUCGCCGCCAAACCACUGCUCUCUGCUCUGUUAGAAAUCCUGGUUAUCUCUCAUUUUCUUGUUGAUUUACGCAGUUUUAUCGCCAUUUUUUGCAGCAGUAAUUGCUCUUUAAUGCUUUGUUUUCUCGACUGAAACUUAGGGUUUCUCUUCUGAAACCGCCGUUUCCCGUGCCCCUUGCUUUUGAAGCCGUUAUGGAAAGCCAUCAUCAUUUGUUCAUUUGAGCAAUGAAACCGAUAAACCCUAAAAUUACGGUGUACGGUGGUUCUCACGUUUUUUCUCACUGAACCACUGGCUACUCUCUCUCUAAAAUAUCUGCACCAGUUGGUUUUUCUCUCUAUAACUGCAUACGCGCAUUUCUGUCUAAAUCCCUUGCUUCCAUCGCCUAAAAGCUUCAACAAACAGUUGGUGUUUCUCUCUCUAACUUACUUCGUUAAUCUCUCUCCGGCACUUAUUUCUACUUAAAAAGUCGCCCUUUCUCUCCUUAAACAGCCAUAACUACGUUCUUUCUUUCCAUCUUCCGAUUUCAUCUCCCACGAAACAAUGCCUUUUGGUAUGGAUUCAAUCUGGCUGCUGUUUGCUAUGGCUUACUCGGCUGGCUCACCUUUGCUCCAAUGGCAAACCCUAACCCUAAUUUUUCUCUCACUAUCAAUCCUCGUCUUCUCUCACUGGUUAACACCAGGUGGGUUUGCUUGGUCUCUGGUGAAAACCACCCAAACCCACAUCAAUGGACCGUUUGGGUUCCCGUUUUUGGGCCAAUUCUUCAUGUUCUCAAGCCCAUUAGCCCACAGCAAGCUUGCUUCCACGGCGAAAUAUCUGAACUCAACUGGUUUAAUGGCUUUCAGCUUGGGUUUUACAAGAGUCAUCAUAUCGAGUAGCCCCCUUACUGCAAAAGAUAUUUUGAAUAGCCCAUCCUUUGCGAAUAGACCCAUUAAAGAAAGUGCUUACAAUCUGAUGUUUCAUAGAGCAAUGGGUUUUGCUCCCUAUGGUGAUUACUGGAGAAAUUUGAGAAGGAUUUCUGCAACUUAUUUGUUCAGUCCGAGAAGGAUCGAGGGUUCUAGUUUUUACAGGAAGGUCUGUGGAGAGAGAAUGAUUGAGGAAAUUGCGGUAGCAAUGAAGAGAGAGAGAGUUGUUGCGGUGAGGAAGAUUUUGCAUUUGGGCUCUCUGAAUCAUGUGAUGAAAGUGGUGUUUGGGAGAGAUUUCGACUUCAAUAGAGGCGAUGGGAUUGAACUGAUGGAUCUGGUGAGAGAGGGAUACGAGUUAUUGGGUUCUUUUAAUUGGGGCGAUCAUGUUCAUUUCCUGGGGUGGUUGGAUUUGAAUGGAGUGAGAAAGAGGAGUAAAAAUUUGGCAUGUAGAGUGAGAAGCUUUGUUGGGAAGAUCAUUGAGGAACACAGAGCCAAGGGUGAAGCUAAUGGCGUUUUAGGCGAUGGCGGUGGUGAUUUUGUGGAUGUUUUGCUGAAUUUGCAUGGUGAGGAGGGCCUUGGUGACUCUGAUAUGGUGGCUGUUCUCUGGGAAAUGAUCUUUAGAGGUACAGACACAGUGGCAAUACUGCUAGAAUGGAUUCUUGCCAGAAUGGUUCUGCACCCUGAAAUACAAUCUAAAGCCCAAUUUGAAAUUGAAGAAUUUGCCGGAAGAUUCACUGGGAAAACAAUACCGACAUUUGAUUCUGGUAUAAAUGAGCUGCCUUACCUUCAAGCCAUUGUCAAAGAAACACUGAGGCUCCACCCACCUGGCCCACUUCUCUCUUGGGCUCGCUUGGCCAUUACUGAUGUUCACAUUGGCCAUAGCUUUAUACCUCAAGGAACCAUGGCAAUGGUGAAUAUGUGGGCUAUAACCCAUGAUGAGAACAUAUGGGAGAAUCCCAACAAUUUCGAACCAGAGAGGUUUAUGAGAGAAAAGGUCGGUGUACUGGGUUCGGAUUUGAGGCUGGCUCCAUUUGGGUCCGGGCGGAGGGUUUGUCCAGGUAAAGCCAUGGGGUUGGCCACUGUUCAUCUAUGGCUUGCUCAGCUUCUUCAGAAUUUCAGGUGGUUGCCUUCUUUGGAUGAGAAAGAGAGUGUGGAUUUGAGUGAGAGGUUGAUGUUGUCAAUGGAGAUGGAGAGGCCUCUGGUUUGUAGGGCUCUUCCAAGGAAGAGUGGUAUUGUUAAUGGUUGAAUAUGGUUUAGAAAGAGAGCAGAAAGGCUUAAUUCUGUUUGCUGAAUUGUGAAUUGGUGUGUAGAGAGCGAGAAAGGUUUCUGUUAGGAUAGAGAGAGGCCUAUUUUGCUUUAGAGAUGGUUGUUUCUCUUUAGAAAGUGAGAGGUAGAGAGAGAGAGAGAUACUUGUUUAGCUUUAGAGAGAGUGCGAGAGAGGGUAUUAGUGGUUGGUACAUUGUCCUAUUUGCAUGUUUUUUAGAGAGAGAGAGAGAGUUAUAUCAUUUGUAUGCUACAUGCAUGUACUUAAAUGUGAAAUGGCCUUUAUUCGAUGUAUAAAUG
Amborella trichopoda is the source of this 2690-nucleotide messenger RNA. RefSeq names its product cytochrome P450 78A5. Gene Ontology annotation, molecular function: monooxygenase activity; oxidoreductase activity, acting on paired donors, with incorporation or reduction of molecular oxygen; iron ion binding. NCBI's taxonomy places the organism in Eukaryota, Viridiplantae, Streptophyta, Magnoliopsida, Amborellales, Amborellaceae. The record is from RefSeq and is a predicted model, not a curated record.